Molecule: messenger RNA, 2139 nt
Organism: Setaria italica (foxtail millet)
Lineage: Eukaryota; Viridiplantae; Streptophyta; Magnoliopsida; Poales; Poaceae
Product: DNA-directed RNA polymerase III subunit rpc3
Exons: 14
Coding region: 149-1669 (506 amino acids)
Biological process (GO): DNA-templated transcription
Cellular component (GO): RNA polymerase III complex
Molecular function (GO): single-stranded DNA binding
Source: RefSeq, a predicted model, not a curated record
AAGACGCACCCGAUCCUGGCCGUCCACAAAUUCCCCAUUCCAUCCUCCUCCCCUGGACGAGGGUUUAGGCGCGGCGAGACCACCACCGGCCACCGCAUCUCGCACCCAAAACCCCAGCGAUUCCCGCGCCGCCGCGCGGCUCGCGGCCAUGGUGUCGCAGCACGGCAUCCUCCUCGCCGUCAGCAUCAUCUCCGAUCACUUCGGCCCCCUCGUAUCCAAGGUGUGCGGCUGCCUCCUGCGCCACGGCGCGCUGUCGCUGCAGGAGAUCGUCCGCCGCCUCGGGCUCUCGUCGGGGCAGGUGAAGAACUCCCUCCUCGUCCUCAUCCAGCACAACUGCGUCCAAGCCUACUCAACCCCCAGAGGGAGCGGCGAUAAGACGGUCACGGUCUACUUGGCCAUCUUCGACAAUGUCCUGCACAGGCUGCGCUUCUCAAAGUUCCUUUCUGUUGUCCGUGUGGAUAUUCCAGAGUCAGAAGUUCUUCUCGAAGGAUUACUUCAGAAUGGUAGGCUAACAUUUGAUCAGCUUGUGGAGCGAGCAAUCUCUAAAAUACCAGAAGGCAGCCCCAAACCAACAAGGGAAGAAAUACGAAUGAACUUCAACAAACUUGUAUAUGCGCAUUAUGUGGAACGCUGCCCAAAACCGGAACCUUUUUUUGAUCCACUUUUAGAUGAACAGCCUACAUCCACAAGGAAGCGAGCUCCUAAAACUGUUGAGGCGGUUCUUUCACUUGAGCAGAAAAUUAUCCGUACUGCAGCUCUAUCUGAUGCUGAAAGAUUUUCUGAGAUCCCAUACUCCAUGGAAGGGUCAUCAAAUGCAAGUGAUGAUCAUCAUCAUGCUGUUGCUGGUGGCAAGCGGAAACAUGAAGCCCUAGAAGUAGAUGAAGAGGAAUCAAUAAUUGCAGAAAAUGAAGUACUUUGGCGGGCAAAUUUUGAGAAGUUCAUAUUUUGUUUAAAGAAGAAGUUCUGUGCAGAGCGAAAGAAAACAAAGCUGAAGCUUAGCACGCUUGCUAUAUGGGAAGCAUUUUUGGAGGCCAAUAUAACGGACAACGACAACAAGACUGUGACAUCACCAAUAGAUGGAAUUUUGGAGAGAGUAGGACAAAAGGAAGGAGGCUCAUCAAUGACAUUGGAUCAGAUAAUAAGUGUAUUGAAUGAUCUAGAGUGUAUUUCUACCACUAGGGACCCAGAACAAUAUGCAUUCGAUUUAAACAAGUUGGUCGAGACAUGUAGAAAUGAUGAGGUAGAGUCUCUUGUGAAAAAGAAACAUGGUCAAGCAGCCUAUACAAUCUUUAGGUUAUUGCUGAAACAAGGCUGUGCAGUUGAGACCGAUGAAAUUACUGACAGGACUAUUCUAGACAAGCAGAUUGUUCAUGAAACUUUAUACAAACUUUGGAAGGAUGAAUACAUAGAUUCAGAGAGAGUCCCUUCUGCGACAUCAGGAACAGGAAACACACAGUUUUUUGUUUGGAGAGUGAAAAAUACAUAUCGGGAACACUACACAGAUCAACUUUAUCAUGCUGCUUUAAACUUGCGCCAGCUGGUCAAUUGCAUGGCUGAACUUCUACUUGAGGGUGAGAAGGAUGAAACCAAGCUUCGGAACAGAAGGAACGUUCUGAUCCUAGCUCUCGCUAGACAUGAUGAGUCCCUCAUGCUGUUCCAUGAUUUUUGAGAACACAGGAACAGGUGCUGGUAUGUCAUACUAACAUGCCCUACUAUGUAAACUUAGAUGACUGAAUAUCUUAGCUUACCCCUUUUGCAGAUGCCAUUUCCAUACUUUUCUUUCAUUUUAUGGUGUCCGAUACAAUGCGAUAUUUACCAUAGGAAGUUGGGAGCUGUGUUCGGCCUUUUAUAUACCAUACAAAUGAAUUGUGAUUUGGGUACUCGUGUCAUGUCAGUGUGUUUCUUCUCUCAGACAGCCGGUACAUUAAUUUCUGUUGCAUUUACCACAUCUGUUUAAUGCACAGGCGUGGUAAUGUCAAUUCAUUUGAGUUAGCAAAAUUGUUUGUGUUGGGGUUUUGAUGAAGAUGAAUGGAUGAUUCAUGGUUGUGCAACUCAGUGCAUUCAGUUGUUCGACGAGUCCUCGCUGUCAUAGCGUCCAGUUUGAAAGUGGAAAUGGAAAUCCGAACUGUUUGGUUUAAA